AUUAUUAUUUCAGCUUCAAGCACAACAAUAUAUGAGAAAAUAAGAGAUACAAAUGCAAGGUAAACCGCUCCAAACUCAAUUGCAGAAAAUACGACUUCAGCAACAGAGUGGUCAAUCCCUGGAAUGCACUAUUUGACUCUCUGGUUUCUUCCCCAAACCCCCAAAACUUUAACCUUAGACUGUCUACUGUUGACCUCACCCCAUUGCUAAGGGGUCUGUAAGGCCUAAGCGCACCAUCGUCCCUGUCCUCAUGUCCCUUUUUACUCUUAUUCUUUUCAUGUAUUCCAAUUAAGUUUAUGCUUUUAUAUGUUUUCUUAUAUAUGCUUUACAAAUAAAAUAAAAUAAAUGAAAAAAUAAAAUGUCAUGAACUUUCAGGGCUCAGCACGUAGCUAAUCUUCGUAAGCUUAGAGGUAUCACAUUUCACUCUUUUGUUUGGGUCAGUUGCCAGAAGUCAAAAAUGACGGUAGCAUUUAAUCAGUGAAAACCUCUUGCAACCGCCUUAGAUAAGAGGGGGGACAAGCGUGUUUUUCUGCCUGUCUGGAGAUGGCGCUCAAACAGGCAACACCUGUGGCUAGAAAGCGGACGGUACAGCAGGCGGCGCCUGUGGUUGUGUUUAAGGAGUUAAAAUCAUCAAGUACUGCAUUGCUAGAAAGGCUGGGAGGAGAGGAGACCCGCAGAGGAACUUCCUCUUCCGGAUGGCUGAUGGGAGGAAGUUGGUGUGCAGAGCGGCUUUUGUGCUGUUUCCAUGGUGGAAGCAGCAGCUGGCAGACAAAGAGGAUGGCAAUAAGAGCACUCUGAACAACUGAGAAUAACAAGCAACCUUGAAAAGGAAAUAAAAUUGAGCCAGAAAUCAAAAUAUAUUCCAGCUCCUUCAGAAAACCACACAAUUCUCCUUCUCCAGCAGCUAAUAGACAAAAGAGAGAAAAUUAACAUGAGAUUUUGAGCUGGAAAAAGUAGAGGAUACGAAACUCAAGGAUACAUUGCAUGAAAGAUCAAGGAAGAAUAUUUUUCAUUCAGAAAAAGAUGGAAAUAGUUGGAAGUUAGGGGGAAGGAAAAGGUCUUAUUGGGCAGGGCACAUACAGGCCUUGCUCUGGGAAGAAGCAAACGGCUUUAAUCAAAACACUAUUAAACAAUAGAUCACACAUAUUUUUGACCUCAAGAAUAUCAGUUGUGGAAAAGCUCCAUAGAUCUGCCUAUUGUAGAAAAAGCACAGAUUGCAAAUCAUAGCUGAUUAAACAAGAAGAUCCCAACUGGAGAAAAGCCAUACAAAUUAUCUGAAUAUGCCAAAAAGUUUGGUCAGAACAGCUUCCUUGUGGUUCAUGGAAUGACCCACACAGGAGAGAAGCCAUACGAGUGCUCCCGAUGUGAAUACUUUAGUGAGCAUGGCAAUAUGGUGAUACAUUACAGGACACCCAUCACAUAAGAAUGUCCAAAUUGUGUGAAAGUUUCAUUGGAAAUUACCACCUCAUGAGACAACAAAGUACUCACAUAGGAGAGAAACCCUUUGAAUGCCCUAUCUGUGGGAAAGGUUUCAGUCGCAAUUCCAGCCUGGUGACACACCAGAGGACUCACACAGGAGAGAAACCGUUUGAAUGUCCUGAUUGUGGGAAAAACUUCAGUCUCAAUUCCAGUCUGGUGAAACACCAGAGGACUCACACAGGAGAGAAACCGUUUGAAUGUCCUGAUUGUGAGAAAAGUUUCAAUCACAAUUACAGUCUGGUGAUACACCAGAGGACUCACACAGGAGAGAAACCCUUUCAAUGUCCUGAGUGUGGGAAAAGUUUCAGUCAGAAUUCCAGUCUAGUGAAACACCAGAAGACUCACACAAGAGAGAAACCCUUUCAAUGUCCUGAUUGUGGGAAAAGGUUCAGUUACAAUUACAGCCUGGUGACACACCAGAGGACUCAUACAGGAGAGAAACCAUUUGAAUGUCCAGAUUGUGGGAAACGUUUCAGGCACCAUUAUGAGCUGGUGAUACAUCAGAGGACUCAUACAGGAGAGAAACCCUUUGAAUGUUCUGAUUGUGGGAAAAGUUUCAAUAAAAAUUCCAAUCUGGUGAAACACCAGAGAACUCACACAGGUGAGAAACCAUUUGAAUGUCCUGAUUGUAGGAAAUGUUUCAGUCAUAAAUUCAGCCUGGUGUCACACCAGAGGACCCACACAGGAGAGAAACCGUUUGAAUGUCCUGAUUGUGGGAAAAGUUUCAGUUGCAAUUACAGCCUGGUGAUACACCAGAGGACUCACACAGGAGAGAAUCCAUUUGAAUGUCCUGAUUGUGGGAAAAAGUUCAGUCGCCAUUCCAGCCUGGUGACACACCAGAGGACUCACACAGGAGAGAAACCAUUUGAAUGUCCUGAUUGUGGGAAAAGGUUCAAUCACAAUUCCAGCCUGUUGACACACCAGAGGACUCACACAGGAGAUAAACCAUUUGAAUGUCCUGAUUGUGGGAAAAGUUUCAGUCACAAUUCCAGCCUGGUGACACACCAAAGGACUCACACAGGAGAGAAACCGUUUGAAUGUCCUGAUUGUGGGAAAAAGUUCAGUCGCCAUUCCAGCCUGGUGACACACCAAAGGACUCACACAGGAGAGAAACCGUUUGAAUGUCCUGAUUGUGGGAAAAGUUUCAGUCGCAAUUCCAGCCUGGUGACACACCAGAGGACUCACACAGGAGAGAAACCCUUUGAAUGUCCUGAUUGUGGGAAAAGGUUCAGUAACAAUUCCAAUCUGGUGACACACCAGAGGACUCACACAGGAGAGAAACCGUUUGAAUGUCCUGAUUGUGGGAAAAACUUCAGUCUCAAUUCCAGUCUGGUGAAACACCAGAGGACUCACACAGGAGAGAAACCAUUUGAAUGUCCUGAUUGUGAGAAAAGUUUCAAUCAGAAUUCCAGUCUGGUGAUACACCAGAGGACUCACACAGGAGAAAAACCCUUUCAAUGUCCUGAGUGUGGGAAAAGUUUCAGUCAGAAUUCCAGCCUGAUGAAACACCAGAGGACUCACACAAGAGAGAAACCCUUUCAAUGUCCUGAUUGUGGGAAAAGGUUCAGUUACAAUUACAGCCUGGUGACACACCAGAGGACUCAUACAGGAGAGAAACCAUUUGAAUGUCCAGAUUGUGGGAAACGUUUCAGGCACCAUUAUGAGCUGGUGAUACAUCAGAGGACUCAUACAGGAGAGAAACCCUUUGAAUGUUCUGAUUGUGGGAAAAGUUUCAAUAAACAUUCCAAUCUGGUGAAACACCAAAGGACUCACACAGGAGAGAAACCAUUUGAAUGUCCUGAUUGUGGGAAAAGUUUCAGUCACAAUUCCCAUCUGGUGACACACCAGAGGACUCACACAGGAGAGAAACCGUUUGAAUGUCCUGAUUGUGGGAAAAGUUUCAGUUGCAAUUACAGCCUGGUGAUACACCAGAGGUCUCACACAGGAGAGAAACCAUUUGAAUGUCCUGAUUGUGGGAAAAAGUUCAGUCGCCAUUCCAGCCUGGUGACACACCAGAGGACUCACACAGGAGAGAAACCAUUUGAAUGUCCUGAUUGUGGGAAAAGUUUCAGUCAGAAUUCCCACCUGGUGACACACCAGAGGACUCACACAGGAGAGAAACCAUUUGAAUGUCCUGAUUGUGGGAAAAGUUUCAGUCACAAUUGCAGCCUGGUGACACACCAAAGGACUCACACAGGAGAGAAACCGUUUGAAUGUCCUGAUUGUGGGAAAAAGUUCAGUCGCCAUUCCAGCCUGGUGACACACCAGAGGACUCACACAGGGGAGAAACCAUUUGAAUGUCCUGAUUGUGAGAAAAGGUUCAGUCACAAUUCCAGCCUGGUGGAACACCAGAGGACUCACACAGGAGAGAAACCAUAUGAGUGCCCCGACUGUGGGAAAGAUUUCAGUACUAAGACUAGCCUUUUAAAUUGUUUGCUUAUACACACGGGAGAAACCAUUUAAGUGCCCCAAGAGUGGACGGUGCUUCAGGAAGCAUUCCACCCUUAUUGCACACAAGAAAAUGCACAUGGAUUUUCCAAAGUGAUGAGUGAUGACCUAAAGCAGUGGUUCCCAAAGUGAGCGGUUCCAAAAUGGGGGGC
Molecule: messenger RNA, 4079 nt
Organism: Pantherophis guttatus
Lineage: Eukaryota; Metazoa; Chordata; Lepidosauria; Squamata; Colubridae
Source: RefSeq, a predicted model, not a curated record